Messenger RNA from Serpula lacrymans var. lacrymans S7.9, 654 nucleotides. RefSeq lists its product as uncharacterized. The coding region runs from base 1 to 654 and encodes 217 amino acids. The transcript has 9 exons. NCBI's taxonomy places the organism in Eukaryota, Fungi, Basidiomycota, Agaricomycetes, Boletales, Serpulaceae. The record is from RefSeq and is a predicted model, not a curated record.
AUGUUAUCUCCACCUCCCUCUCCAAGUUAUCCACCUUCUCCUUCAAGUUCAUCUUCAAAAAAACAGUCAGAGACAACUGGGCGCUUGAAAAAAUUAAGGUGGAUAAUAAUUCAAAAUUGGAUAUCCAGACCCAAAGACCCAUUUCAAGAGUUCCAGGCUGUAGGUUCAAUGUUAAAACAAUAUUCCAAAGCCUAUGACACUAUUCUGUUGUUCCUCCCUGGAUUUAAUACUUCUGAGAUGGAAUACAAGGAGCUCAAUCUUUGUCUGGCUGCUGUAAAUCCACCAUCAAGAAUGCAAUGCUUGAACUUUGCAGCCACCUAUCCCAAGGAAUUCAAGCAAGUCAGAACAAAGGACACAGGUGAACAGAGCAAAGGUAGUGGUGGAAAACCAUCAAAGAGCAAGAUGUAUGGUAUUACAGAGGUCACACUCGCAAGUUUUGCAUGGUCUCUUUGUUGCGUUGGCACAUUCAACAUUGAAGAGUUUUUUAACAUGAUUGUUGAAACUCUCAGUGAUGGAGAUGAUGAAUGGGCAGUGGAGACUCUUACAUGGCUAACAGAGCAAAUCUAUGGGAAAAAAGCUCAAGAUGUUUCGCCCAACUUGCUGGAUGAGACAGAUUCAGACCUUGCAAAAAUGAGGGCUAGAUGUGUGGCAUAA